AGCAUUUCUGCUUUGCAAGCUGCAAGAGACAGCAAAGGGAUGCAGAGCAGACAGAGGCUUCAGUCCAGCCAUUAAUUGAUAAAGCAGCACUGCUUGGACCCCCAAAGGGAGUAGAUCAGUGAGAUGGAAUUUGGAUGCCAGUAAUCUUCAUCCCUCAUUAUGGAGAUAUUUUUCGGAGCUGCCUUGGAGCAGGGAUUAAAGAUAGAAAAGGAAGACUCACCUGGCUGGGAUGCAGGAAAAUACCCCGAGGCCAGGCAGGCUGGGAACAGCAGGGAAUUCUGGGAAAGACAUGAGCAGAAGAUGAUGGGAGUCGAAGAGGACGCCACCAGCCCAGGUGUGCAGCAUCAAAAGUUCAGGCAGUUCUGCUACCGGGAGGCCGAGGGACCACGAGAGGUUUGCAGCCAACUCUACAGGCUUUGCUGUCGGUGGCUGAAGCCGGAAAGGCACACCAAGAAGCAGAUCAUAGACCUGGUGGUGCUGGAGCAGUUCCUGACCAUCCUGCCCACAGAGAUGGAGAGCUGGGUCAGAGAAUGCAGAGCGGAGACCACUUCCCAGGCGGUGGCUCUGGCCGAAGGUUUCCUCCUGAGCCGGGCAGAGGAUGAAAAGCCGGAAGAGCAACAGAUGCAAGGACUGCUGUCAGAAAAAGCCCCUGAUUUCCCUGAAGCAGAGGAGGCUCCGUUGGACACCAGACAGAGGCUGCUGUCCAGCAAGAUCUUCCAGGAGGGUGAUAGAGAUAAAGCUUUGCUAGGUGCUGGAAUAAAACUGCCCAGGCGUCCUCAUCCAUCUCUUCUUUCUGGUGGAGUGGAAGAAGCUUCAAGAGGACGGGACCAGGUGACCUUUGAGGAAGUGGCCGUGCAUUUCACGGAGGAAGAGUGGGCGCUACUGGAUCCGGCCCAAAGAGCCCUGCACAGAGAAGUCAUGGAGGAGAAUGCUGCAAAUCUGGCCUCUCUGGUUUCUGGGAGUGGGAAGAAUAAGGGAAAACGCAGCAGAGGAAUUUGGGGAGGAACAAAAAGGAAAAAGUGGGAAGAACAGAAACGAAAAAUGGGAGCAAAAUGGAAGAAGAGGAAGGGAUCAUCCACAUCUCAUCAUGGAAUCCAACGAAUAAUGCAGAAAAAAGAAAGAGAGAGAAGCCUGUCCCCUCCACGUAGGAAAAGCUCCAGUUCAGAACCAAGCUCUCAGUCAGAAAUGAACACAGGGGAGGAACCAUAUGAAUGCUUGGCGUGUGGAAAGAGGUUCAGCAGGAGGGCCGCUCUUACUCGGCAUCAAAGAAUCCACACUAGGGAGAAACCAUAUGAAUGCCGGCAGUGUGGAAAGAGCUUUAGCCAGAGUGGACACUUUACUAAACAUCACAGGAUCCACCAUGGGGAGACCCCAUAUGAAUGUAUGCAGUGUGGUAUGAGGUUCAGCUUGAGGGGAGAACUUACUAAACACCAUAGAACCCACACUGGGGAGAAAGAACAUAAAUGCUUGGAAUGUGGAAAGUGUUUCAGAACGAAGGGAGAAAGUAUUAGACACCAGAGAAUUCACACUGGGGUGAAACCAUAUAAAUGCUUGGAAUGUGGAAAGAGCUUCAGUGAGACUGGAAAACUUACUAUACACCAGAGAACCCACACUGGGGAGAAACCACAUAAAUGCUUUGAAUGUGGAAAGAGCUUCAGCGAGAGGGGAGCUCUUACUAGACAUCAUAGGACACAUACUGGGGAGAAGUCUCAUAAAUGCUUGGAAUGUGGAAGGAGCUUCUGCACACGGAGAGUACUUAAUAACCACCUUAGAACCCACACUGGGGAGAAACCAUAUAAAUGCUUGGAGUGUGAAAAGAACUUCAGCCAGAUAGGACAUCUUACUAUACACCAAAGAACUCACAGUGGUGAGAAGCCGCAUAAAUGCUUGGAAUGUGGAAAGAGCUUCAGCUAUAGGGGAGCCCUUACUAGACAUCAUUGGACCCACAAAGGAGAGAAGCCACAUAAAUGCUUGGAGUGUGGAAAGAGCUUCAUACAGAAUAUACAGCUUACUAUACACCUUAGAACCCACACUGGGGAGAAGCCACAUAAAUGCUUGGAGUGUGGAAUGAGCUUCAAUGAGAGGGGAGCUCUUAUCAGACACCAGAGGACCCACACAGGGGAGAAACCACAUAAAUGCCUGGAGUGUGGAAAAAGCUUCAUCACCAGUGGAGAUCUUAAUAACCACCAUAGAAUCCACACUGGGGAGAAACCAUAUAAAUGCUUGGAGUGUGGAAAGAACUUCAGAACGAGCGGACAUUUGCAAGUACACCAGAGAACUCACACUGGGGAGAAACCUUAUAAAUGCUUGGAGUGUGGAAAGAGCUUCACACAGAAUGUACAGCUUACUAUACACCUUAGAACCCACACUGGGGAGAAACCACAUAAAUGCUUGGAAUGUGGAAAGAGCUUCAACGAGAAGGGAGCUCUUACUAGACAUCAUAGGAUCCACACUGGGGAGAAGCCGUAUAAAUGCUUGAAGUGUGGAAAGAGCUUCAACACAAGUGCAACUCUUACUAUACACCAGAGAACCCACACUGGCGAGAAACCACAUACAUGCUUGGAGUGUGGAAAGAGCUUCAGUGAGAGGGGAACUCUUACUAGACAUUAUAGGACCCACUCUGGGGAGAAACCAUAUAAAUGCCUAGAGUGUGGAAAAAGCUUCAGCAGGAGGGGAGAUCUUAAUAACCACCAUAGAAUCCACACUGGGGAGAAACCAUAUGAAUGCUUGGAGUGUGGAAAGAACUUCAGAACGAGUGGACAGUUUACUAGACACCAUAGAACCCACAAUGGGGAGUGUGACGAUAUGCAGGUUUCCAUCUUAGCUCGAGAUUGCCUGAUUCUUCCUGAGUGCUCUGAAUGGGAGACAUCCUUGUUUUUUGUAACUGAAUGAGGACAAUCCUUGCUUUUAUCCUUGAAAGGUCAGGGCCAUCAAGCUACAGUCCUAAACCCCUUUUCACAUUAAGGAACCAGCUCAAAACAGGCCUUCCUUUAGACAUGUAGGUUCAGGACCAUUAAGGAGGAGGGACCUCCAUUUUGGAGGGAAAACCUCAACCCUGGAUUGGGGUAAGAGUGACCAGAGUUCCAUCAGAGAUGUGCUGACUCUUUCCAUUGGAUCCCAGAGCUGUCUUAUCUCUGGAAGCGUGGGGAAGCCUUUGUUGUGAGCCAAGCCUGAUUCACACUCUGAUUUGUGUCUGUUCUAGAACUGGCAAUGAGAAUAAGGCUUGUUCCCUCUAGCCACAAACCAGCGUAGUUCUUUAAUAUGGUAACCACAAGCAAAGACACUCUCAGAAAGUUAAAUGGGCUUUAUUAAGGCAGAUUGAUUUUCUAAGCAAUAGUACCGAUCAAGUAAGUCAAGCAGGUCAAUCAUAUUCAUUAGCGUAGUGCAGUGAUUAUCAAACUUGGGUCCUCAGGUGUUAUUGGACUUCAACUCCCAUAAUCCCCAACCAAAGGCCACUGAGGCUGGGGAUUAUGGGAGUUGAAGUCCAAUAACACCUGAGGACCCAGGUUUGAGAAUCCCUGGCGUAGUGGAUAUGUUCCUAGUCAAUGGGCUGGUUGCAUGUGAUUUCAGUGUUGAGCUAACUAAUGAAACCUAACAAAGAAAAGAGGAAUGAGGAGAAGGGAGGGUUGCUUAGUAGGGGGAAGGGGUGAAGAGGCAACAGCUGAGUUGUCUUCCAGGAAAGUAUAUUACUGAUCCUCGUCGUGGCCCAUAGGUUUGAGCAUCACUAGGGCCCAUACAGAGUAGGCAGGCUUCAAGCAGGCAUGCUGGUUUGCAGAUAGAAAUAGUCCCAGCUCUCUUGCCCAGCAGAAGAAGCUUCGAACCAAGCAGCAAGCUCCUAGGAUGAGUAAAAGGUUGCCAAAGCCAUGUCCUAAGAGCUAGGUUCUUAUAGUUGUUUUGAUCCUUAGAUCUGGACAUAAAGUUAUUUUGACACAGCAGUGUCCGUCGUGAAUCUGAAAAGUGUCCAUUAACUUGUGUCAGAAAACUUGCUCACUCAUGACAGUUCUUUGUUUGUCUGUGCUGGGUUUCAGGAGAUUGAUCCGCAUUGGAUCCGCGAAUUAAUAAUCUCCUACAUGCUGCAGUCUGUUAGGAGGAAUGAAUUGUUCUUCUGGUCUUCUCAGGACAGUCUGCAUUUCUGAGCUUUGCAGAUUGCUCUCUGCUGUGUAAGCAAACUUGAGCCUGAGUUCUCUGCCCCAAAGAGGUGUGGGAAGUCAAAGACAUCAAGGGAAAACACUAAUCCGAUAUGUGAGAAACACCAGUCUAAGUAACGUACGUGUGUGUGUAAUUGUUUCUAAAAACAUUUCACAGUGAUUGCAUGUACGUGAAACAAAUGGUGACAAUUGUAGUAAACAUAGCAAGCUGCAUAUGCAUUGGAGAAAAUGUAAUUGUAACACAGGACAGGCAAUCUCGCCUGUUUCUCAAGAACUGGCCAGUUGACUCUGAGUUCAUCAAUGCCUGGCAUCAGGAAAUCUCUUAAUGGAAUAGUGAUUUCGGACACAGGCUGCAGCCUGGCCUUUUGGGCCCUCAACUUUGAUUCAGCUAGGGUGACUUUGAUUAUAACACCUUUCCCCUCUUUGAUCACUAUAAAAUAGGGGCCAAGACCCCCACCAUUUGGUCCCCAGGAUACUCAUGGGUUGCCAGUAACCAGGCACCCUGUCACCAGCUUCUGCUAGUGUCCCGAAAGGGAGUAGCUUAAUGCUCUCUCAGCCAAGGACCUGCCUCCUGCUAGAUUAAGGGCAAAUUCAGUGCUCGUUAGUUAAUAUUUUUGCACUUCCUUUUGAAUCCCUGUGUGUCUUUCUUUACGUCCAGUUUCCCUUCUUUCCCCCAAUUCCUUAUUUUGUGUGCAACCCUUGUUUCUUAAUAAAGUUCAUAUUCUUAGAA
Molecule: messenger RNA, 4878 nt
Organism: Hemicordylus capensis (graceful crag lizard)
Lineage: Eukaryota; Metazoa; Chordata; Lepidosauria; Squamata; Cordylidae
Product: zinc finger protein 420-like
Exons: 8
Coding region: 160-2892 (910 amino acids)
Biological process (GO): regulation of transcription by RNA polymerase II
Molecular function (GO): DNA-binding transcription factor activity, RNA polymerase II-specific; RNA polymerase II cis-regulatory region sequence-specific DNA binding
Source: RefSeq, a predicted model, not a curated record